Messenger RNA from Staurois parvus, 396 nucleotides. NCBI's taxonomy places the organism in Eukaryota, Metazoa, Chordata, Amphibia, Anura, Ranidae. The record is from the annotation of a GenBank genome assembly.
CCAGCGGUACGCACCCGUCACUGCCGCCAAUCACGGCAGUCUUUUACCACAUGAUCAGCUGUGUCCAAUGACACAGCAGAUCCCCAGGUAAAUACCGUUGCUGGUUAUCGGCUGCACUUAAGUACAGCUGAGAACCGGCAAUUGUCAGCGAAGGGAUUGGCACUGAUCUUCAGGACACUGAUGAUCAGUGCCCUGAUGAUCAGUGCCCAGCAAUGCUGCCCAUCAGUGCCACCCACCUGUGCCCAUCAGUGCCACCCAUCUGUGCCCUGCAGUGCCUCCCACCUGUGCCCAUCUGUGCUGCCCAUCAGUGCCACCCAUCAGUGCUGCCCAUCAGUGCCACCUUUCAGUGCCUCCUAUCAGUGCCGAUCACUGCAGCCUAUCCGUACCACCUCAUCA